GUAAACAGACAUGGCGCUGUGCGGAGCAGCCUUGCGCUUCUACAGGUUCAGCUCCCGGGUCGGAGUCAGGUCGUUGUCCGAGCAGACGUCGUCCAGACCCGGCGGCAGCAGCGGAGCAGAGACCGCGGGGGACCAUGUCCUCUACACACAGGAGCACUUUGCACUGAGGGACUCCCUCAGGAAGAUCAUCGACCAGGAGAUCAACCCCCAUGUAGAUCAGUGGGAAGCAGAGGGCAAGUUUCCAGCCCACAAAAUCUUCAAAAUCUUAGGUAGUGCCGGCUUCCUGGGAGUCAACAAGCCAGUCGAAUAUGGAGGCAUGGGUCUGGACUACAGCUACAGCGUCGCAGUGGCAGAGGAGCUGGGCAACAUCCACUGCGGAGGCAUCCCCAUGGCCAUCGGCGUUCAAACUGACAUGACUACUCCUGCGUUGGCCAGGUUUGGUUCAGCUGAGCUAAAGCAAGAGUUCCUCCUUCCCUCCAUCACAGGGGACAAAGUGGCCUGCCUCGGAGUUAGUGAAGUUGGAGCUGGCUCUGAUGUUUCAAGUAUUAAGACCAAUGCGGUGAGGAAAGGGGAUGAAUAUGUGAUCAACGGCGGCAAGAUGUGGACCACCAACGGCACCCAGGCGGACUGGAUGUGCCUCCUUGCCAACACUAGUGACGGGGCCCCCCACAAGAACAAGUCUCUCAUCUGUUUGCCCAUGAACCUGCCAGGAGUGCACAUUGCCCGCAAGAUUGACAAACUGGGUAUGUGGUCAUCGGACACAGCGGAGGUUUUCUUCGAUGAUGUCCGUGUGCCCUGCAAGAACAUCAUCGGUGAGGAAGGCAUGGGCUUCACCUACCAGAUGCUUCAGUUCCAGGAAGAGCGGCUGUGGGCAGUGGCCAAUAUCCUGACAAUGAUGGACAACGUCAUUCAGGCCACCAUCAAGUACACGAAGCAGAGGAAGAUCUUCAAGCAGCCUGUCCUCCACAACCAGGUGGUUCACUUCAGGUUGGCUGAGCUGCAGACAGAGGUUGAGCUCCUCCGCUCCCUCCUCCACUGCGCUACAGCAUUGUACAUCAAAGGUAAUGAUGUCACCAAGUUGGCAUCCAUGGCCAAAUUGAAGGGGGGUCGUCUGGCCAGAGAACUGGGCGACAGCUGUCUCCAGUUCUGGGGAGGGAUGGGUUUCACCAGUGAAGUGAUGGUCAGCAGAUUUUACAGGGAUUCCCGGUUAAUGUCGAUUGGUGGAGGGGCUGAUGAGGUCAUGCUGGGAAUCAUAUGCAAAUACAUGGACACGCUUCCCAGGAAGUGAUGUCAUCGACAGCGGUCACAGAGACUGAUGCUGCAGCUCUGCUCAUAAUGAGCUAAUUGUUGACACUGACUAACAGAUCACCUAAGUGCAGUCCUGAUUCUCUUCAACUCGGUUUGCCUUUGUUCUAACAAAACUGGUCUGAAUGAAACUCAUGUGCUCAAACAAAGAAUAAUGAAGUUUAUUAGGGCAUUUGUAGUGUGGCAUGUCAAAGUUUGAUUAAUAUUUAAUUCUAAGACUAAACUUAUUUUUAAAUAGAUGAGCUAAGUUGUGUGUAUAAAGUGGCUGUGUAGAUAAAUUACCUGUCUGUGACAAAAA
This is a messenger RNA of Limanda limanda (common dab), 1603 nucleotides long. RefSeq lists its product as uncharacterized. The record is from RefSeq and is a predicted model, not a curated record. Gene Ontology annotation, molecular function: flavin adenine dinucleotide binding; acyl-CoA dehydrogenase activity. NCBI's taxonomy places the organism in Eukaryota, Metazoa, Chordata, Actinopteri, Pleuronectiformes, Pleuronectidae. Bases 11 to 1288 code for a protein of 425 amino acids. Gene Ontology annotation, biological process: fatty acid beta-oxidation using acyl-CoA dehydrogenase. The transcript is spliced from 9 exons.